This is a messenger RNA of Galleria mellonella (greater wax moth), 3099 nucleotides long. RefSeq names its product calcium-binding mitochondrial carrier protein Aralar1-like. The transcript has 9 exons. NCBI's taxonomy places the organism in Eukaryota, Metazoa, Arthropoda, Insecta, Lepidoptera, Pyralidae. The record is from RefSeq and is a predicted model, not a curated record. The coding region runs from base 222 to 2072 and encodes 616 amino acids.
UUAAUGACUUUGGACUUCUGAUAAAACGUCAUGAAAAGCUGAAACUUUCUGACGUUCACCAAAGAUGUUAGAGGCCUAUCCUAAAGGGUUACGAAACAAAGUUGAAUAAAAAUUUCCAUGAUUUAGAGCAGUGUUAAUUUAGGAUACAAUGACAAGUUACGAAUUCACAAUAAAAUGUAGAAGAUGAUAUUCGUGUAUCUACUGUUUAAAUAAAAAGCACAAUGGAAUUUAUUGUGGGCGGGCUGGCCGGUGUAGGUGCUGGGUUCUUCAGUAACCCGUUUGAUGUGGUGAAGACUAGAAUGCAACUCCAAGGCGAGCUCCGUGCUAAGGGACAGCAUGCUGUAUAUUAUAAAAACAUACCUCAUGCUAUGUAUACUAUUGUUAAACAUGAUGGCCUCUCGUCCUUGCAGAAAGGUCUUGUACCGGCUUUAUGGUUUCAAUUAAUGGUCAACGGUGUACGGUUAGGUAUAUACCAAAAUGCAGAUAAUUUAGGCUACCUCAGAGAUGAGAAUGGGAAUACAAAAUUUUUAAACAGUUUGUUCUUUGGAUCCCUAUCUGGCUUAAGUGGUGGUUUUGUGGGCAGUCCCUUGCAGCUUGUAAAGACACAACUCAUGUCAUAUUCUUCAGAGAAAAUAGCUGUAGGAACCCAACAUGCCCACAAAGGACUUGUAUAUGCAUUAUCAAAGAUUUAUAGAAAGAAUGGCCUCGGUGGGCUGUGGAGAGGAGCACAUGGAAUGAUGUUGAGGAAUUCAAUGGGAUCAGCAUCACAGAUCUCUGCAUAUGCUGUAUGUAAGGAGUGGAUGGACGAUAAUAAUAUGUUCCAACAGUCAAAGUAUUUGUCGGCGUUUGUCGCUAGCAACAUAGGGGCAAUAGUCAAGACGGCAGUGUUGACCCCCAUGGACGUCAUCAUGACACGGCUGUACAAUCAAGCUGUUGACGCCGAAGGUCGUGGUGUACUCUAUUCAGGAAUAGCUGAUUGCGCUAGAAAAAUUACGAAAACGGAAGGUCUAUUAGCUUUCUACAAAGGCAUGGGCCCUUCGUAUUUGAGGCAGGCUCCUCAUACUGUACUCUUACUCGUCUUCUGGGAUAUGCUCAAGGAUCUACAGAAGAGUCUACAAUUAGAAAUAAGAAAAAUGGCCGCCAACAAAGAUGGAGUUGCCCGCGAUGUCACCGACAUGGCGAUGGGCGGAGUCUCUGCUAUGUUUGCAACACUGUUCACAAAUCCGCUAGAAGUAGUGAAGACCCGUCUGCAAUUGCAAGGGGAGUUAACAUCGAAAGGUCAGCACGUGAUGCAUUAUAAGAACGUACCGCAUGGACUGUUCGUUAUAGCAAGAAAUGAGGGUUUCGUAGCACUGCAGAGUGGACUGCCUGCCAUGUUGGGGUUUCAAUUCUUUUUAAACACUUUCAGAUUAGGUGUAUACAGAAUAUCAGAACGGCGGGGUCUGACGGCAGAUGUGAAUGGUCGGACUUCGGUGUUGAAGGGCGCUGCGGCGGCCGGCGUUGGAGGCGCGUUGGGAUCUAUCGCUGGUACGCCGUUCUUCCUCGUGAAGACCCGGCUUCAAGCACAGGCGGCGCGAGCCAUCGCAGUCGGGCACCAACACAAGCACUCCAGCACUUUUGGUGCUCUCGCUGAUAUUUAUUCUAGAGAAGGGUUUAAAGGUCUUUUCCGUGGCGUUUACCCCCAAAUCCCUCGGGGUGCGGUCGGUAGCAGCUCACAAAUGGUCAGCUUCGCAUACGCCAAGGAGUGGUUACGGGAGCGCAACUUUUUCACUGAAUCGCCAAUUAUGCUUUCAUUCAUUGGAGCGAACCUCGGUGGAAUAAUAAUGACGUUGUGCCUCAACCCGUUCGAUGUUGUGGCCACCAGAUUGUCUAACCAAGCGGUGGACGCGCAAAACCGCGGGCAAUUAUACAGCGGCAUGACAGAUUGCUUCAUAAAAAUGAUACGCACUGAAGGUGCGAGCUCUUUGUACAAAGGCGUUGGAGCUAACUACCUGAGACUGGGCCCACAUACUGUACUGCUACUAGUGUGCUGGGACCAACUGAAGAUACUAGAAGAUUACUUGAGGAAAUAGUACAUUACUUAUUUUAAAUUUAGUUGAUAUAAUAUGCAGUGUGAAAUUGAAAUUUUUAUGUUCUUUCUAAAGCAGUGAUUUUUUUUUUUUUAAUAGCAACACUUCUGAAUAUUGAUAGCCUAGUACAAAAACCAGGGGAAUUCAGCUUUCGAGAUACUGUGAGGGACUCUAAUCCCCUUAUUCAUAAAAAAAAUCCAUAACAUCUCAUAAACCUAUUUUAACUGUUAAACUGUUUUGUCAAUUUUUUUUUUAUUAUUCCUAAUUUGAAAGAAAGUGACAACACAGUGUGAUAGAUAAUACAGAUUUGCAAUAGGAUUUAGUUUUUAUGAAUAAGGGUGAAUCGUUAAUUAUCAACCGUACUUUUUUUGUAAAUUAUUUGUUUCCCUGGAUGAUAUUUAAAUGAAUUUUAAUUAUUUAUACUAUUUCGCUGAAUAUCAAGUGGUAUAUUCACUAUAACGACAAAAUACUACGUAUUAUGUAUUCUCUGACAACAACUCACUAUAACUCUAACUACCUUUUAUUACUAAAAUCAGAGUGUACUUAUUUUUACUUUUUUUAUAACGUGUUAUUAUAUGUAAUAGUAUUAAGUUAAAAUUUUUGAACAAACUUUUAUAAAUAUAUAAGUACUACAAAUUUUGUCUUUGAUAAUAAUAAAUUUACACUUUGUUAUUGAUUGUUAAAAGCAUUUUACAAACAUUUUAUAUAACUUUUAUAGUAGAAACCUAACUAAAAACAUUACCUUCAAGUCUAAUCUCUAAGAGAACAAUUUUGUGAAGUGCUCUGUCUUUGGUAACCAUUCCAACGAACAUUCGUGUGCUUCCUUGUAUUUUUUAUAUUUUUUUUUUUCUUUUAUUGUUGUUUUGUGUCGCUUCAUUAUUAUAUUGUCUAUGGUGUCAUUAUUUUUUGUGAUUCUGCUAGUCGCUUAAAACAAAUCUAUUUUCAUUAUAGCAACUCCAAUUUUUAUAUCUAUUUUUUUUUUAUAAAACUUAAAUAAUAAUGACAAUAAAAUAUAAAAGUUGUUGUUUUA